Molecule: messenger RNA, 4443 nt
Organism: Anthostomella pinea
Lineage: Eukaryota; Fungi; Ascomycota; Sordariomycetes; Xylariales; Xylariaceae
Source: the annotation of a GenBank genome assembly
AUGGCGGGUGCUAAGAAGAAGAAAACCAAGCCCGCGGCAAAUCCCGCUCGAGGAUUUGCUACCACUUCCAUUACAUCGAAGCCGAAGCCGAGAGUCGAGAAUCCCGAUCCCGAACCCAACCUCCGGGAACACGCCAGUGCCCCUCCGCCGCCAUCGUCCCAGGCCCCGCCACCCGCGGGCCCCAACGACGAUGCCGUCUCGAACCCGCAACAGAACGAGCACCUGACUCCUGAGCAGUUUGAAAGGCAGCUGGAGGAGUCCGAACUCCAAUUGUUGGUCGAGAAGCACGCCCAGAAAGUCAAGAGAGAUGCCCAGCGCCAGAAGUCGAGACUCGAAACCGACCGCAGAUUGCUACGUGGACAAGCCGAGCCUUUGAACACGCGGAAAUGGUUGCCUCAGGAGCUCAUGGACCAUGUUCUGGACCUGAUCCAAGCCGAGAGCCGUUUUGCGUCUUCCUUGCUUGUAGCCGACGCCUCGACCAGCGGGAAUAUGCCCGCCGAGGAAGACUUGACCAUGCGACUGUGGGCCCUACAACAAGCCCUGGCUGGUGCUGGCUUUGCCGACGACAAGGUCAAGUCCGUCAUACAAUACGUCCUCGAGAUUGCCUCUAAUGUGAGUACCACCAACAAGGAUAACAUUUGGGGCCUGGACGAAGCUUUGGAUUGGCUCGCUAGGGAGUGCACCAGGGAAGAGCUACAUGACUACGACUGCAGGGGCCGGGGCGUAAAGUCGCAAUCGGAUACGCCUCUGGACAGCCCACUGCCCUCGGGCGCAACCACACCGCAUCUCCUCGAAGUCAACGGCGGGGGUAAGAAGUCCCGUCGGAAGAACGGCUCUGCAAAUUUGCGAUCCUCCCGCACUGCGUCUCCCAAGAAGAUAGUCGUCACUUGUGAUGAGGACAUCGAGCCCGACGACCUCAUACCAGCCUACCUCGAGACCAGGAUCCAGUUAUUCCAUAUCCAACGGCCAAAGCAGGACAGCAAGAAGUCCAAGACAAUCAGGAACAACACUUCCGAUGCUACGACGGAGUCCUCCUUGGACCCGUCAUCGAAUGAUCUGGCCGAGGCUAGGCUGCUGGCAAAGAUUGAGCGCAUCGAGCAAGAUGUCCUCUUCGACAAGGCUUCCGCUGGACACAUAUGGCGAGGCGAGCGCAUCGAACUUGAGAAGGAAUUUGCGGCCCAGGCAAAGGAAACGGAACAGGCCGAGCAAUCCAAAGCACAAGAGGACCCCGUCACGGAGGUUCAGUCCGAUGAUGACGUCUCCAAGGAAGCAAAACGAAUCACAGCCGAGAUCCUGCAGCAAGAUGGCAGCGACGAAGACCAGUCUCUGUCGGAUCUUUUUGCGAGCCUCCCGGUCCAGGAAACCGAUCACACAGGCAAGACGAGCACUGUGAUCACUGGGAAUGACGGCGUCAAGACUGUCAUCCGUGACUUCGGCAAGUGGUCAGGAAUAAGCCCAACUAGGGUAUUAGAAGAAGCCUGUCGGUCGAGAGAUCCGGCCGUCAAAAUCGCUUAUCAUCUUGUGUUUGAAACUCCAUAUUCAAACAGUCACAUGGUGUCUGUCUCUUGGUCCAAAGCACAAGAACUCUUCCCAACUCCUGAAAUUCCAUCCAUUGAGAGUGCUAUAUACCCUCGCAAGUUUACCUUCAAGAUGACCACCGUGUCAACGCCGGAACCAAGGCAGUCAGAAGCUUACAUUGCUACCGUGGCGCUAUUCGCUAUAUUCGGCUCCACCAAGGAGGAGAAGGUCUUCUUGAGAUUACCUGCUGCCUGGAGAGAGUUUUGGUCGGAGCUCGCAGAGGACAAGAAGAGCCAGAUGGAUUCCACAGACAGGUCAGCGGUCAAGGAGCUUCGUGCUCUGAUUCGCCAGAAACAAGAUCAAGAACUGGAAGACGGGGUUCUGCUACAAGGCGCCUUUCGUGGCCGCGCCUUGCAGCGCAAUGUAAACGACGUAGGCGACGAUGCGAACGCAGACAGAGCCAACCACCACUUAUUCGGGCCGGAAUACUACCAGAGGAUCUGGGCUGAGAAAUCGAACACGCCCCGAUUUCAUGCCAUGUUGCAAUCACGCAUGCAGCUUCCAAUGUGGCACUUUAAAGAGCAGGUACUGGAUACCAUUGAGAGAGAACAGGUCGUCAUUGUUUGUGGCGAAACGGGAUGCGGUAAGAGCACGCAGGUGCCGUCCUUCCUGCUAGAACACCAGCUAUCACAGGGGCGGCCGUGCAAGUUAUACUGCACCGAACCUCGUCGAAUAUCGGCCAUCUCGCUGGCCCGUCGAGUCAGCGAAGAGCUCGGUGAGGGCCGAGGAGAUCUAGGUACUUCAAGGUCUCUUGUCGGCUACUCUAUCCGCCUCGAGUCCAACACGGCAAAGGAGACUCGCCUGGUUUACGCCACGACUGGUAUCGUGAUGCGGAUGCUGGAAGGAUCCAAUGAGCUUCGGGAGAUCACCCACCUCGUCCUCGAUGAAGUCCACGAACGCACAAUCGACUCAGACUUUCUGCUCAUUGUACUCAAGAAGCUCCUCGUAAAGAGGAAAGACCUGAAGGUUGUGCUUAUGUCGGCGACCGUCGAUGCAGAGAGGUUUUCCAAAUACCUGGGGCGAGCUCCCGUGUUGAACGUACCUGGGCGAACGUUCCCAGUACAAAUCAGGUACCUUGAGGAUGCCCUCGAGGUUACCGGUUACACGCUCGAUCACCAGAGCCAGGAGAAGACGACCGACCUGGACGACGACCCGGCGGAGAGUGAGAAUGACCCGGCAUCAACCACAACGGCGGCAAAGGAUCUGCGGCAGUACUCGGCCAAGACUCGCAACACCUUGUCACAGAUGGAUGAGUAUCAGAUCGAGUUCGGGCUGGUCGUUCAACUCAUCGGUCAAAUCGCUGUUGAUCCGGCGUAUGCCCACUACAGCAAAGCAAUCCUGGUCUUUUUGCCCGGUAUUGCUGAGAUCAGGACGCUCAAUGAUCUGCUACUUGGAGAGCCAUUCUUCCAGAGGAACUGGGAGGUAUUUCCCUUGCACUCGACAAUCGCCACCGAAGACCAGGAGCGAGCGUUCGACGUGCCGCCACCAGGGGUGAGGAAGAUUGUCCUAGCAACCAAUAUUGCGGAGACGGGUAUUACCAUCCCGGACGUUACCUGCGUCAUCGAUACGGGCAAGCAUCGUGAAAUGCGGUUCGACGAGAGGCGCCAGCUGUCCCGGCUUAUCGACACAUUCAUCUCGAGGGCCAACGCGAAGCAGCGCCGUGGGCGAGCAGGCCGUGUGCAGGAAGGCCUCUGCUUUCACUUGUUUACCAAGCACCGCCAUGACCAACUCAUGAGCGACCAGCAGACGCCCGAGAUGCUGCGGCUCUCCCUGCAAGACCUAGCCAUCCGCGUCAAGAUCUGCAAGAUUGGCGGAAUCGAGGAGACUCUCGGGGAGGCGCUCGAUGCACCUUCGGCCAAGAACAUUCGCCGGGCGAUCGAUGCUCUCAUUGACGUGAGGGCCCUCACUGCCACUGAAGAGCUGACACCUCUGGGGCAUCAACUGGCGCGGUUGCCCCUCGACGUGUUUCUUGGGAAACUCAUCCUGCAGGGCUCGAUAUUCAAGUGCCUCGACAUGGCCAUUACUGUGGCAGCUAUCCUCUCGUCCAAAUCACCGUUCACUGCGCCAUUCGGCCAGCGAACUCAGGCAGACCAAGCGCGGAAAUCGUUCAGAAGAGGCGACUCGGAUCUACUCACCGUAUAUAACGCUUAUCUAAGUUGGAAGAGGGUGUGCCAGACAUCUAGCCACGACUUUCAGUACUGCAAGAAGAAUUUCCUAUCAUCACAAACGCUUUCCAACAUUGAGGACCUCAAAGGCCAGCUUCUCGUCUCGUUGGUGGACUCAAGUUUCCUCCAACUGACCGACGAGGAACGACGCACGCUGAACCGCCUCCGCUACAGUAGCCGGCGGCGACAGUUCUUCGACCUUCCCCACCGGGUCAACAUCAACAGCGACAACGACGUCAUCAGCGCUUCGGUGAUCGCAUGGAGCUUCUAUCCGAAGCUGCUCCUGCGGGAGAACAAGGGCUUCCGUAACAUAGGCAACAACCAGAGCAUUAGCUUACACCCGUCGAGCGUCAACAAAGGCCACCCAGAGCUCAAGUGGCUCUCAUACUACCACAUCAUGCAGGCCAAGCAAUUCCUCAACGCCCACGAAACCACUGCCGUGGAAAACUUUGCUAUCGCCUUGCUAUGCGGCGACGUGCGUAUCGAUAUGUACGCAGGCGUCAUCGUACUCGACGGCAAUCGCGCGCGCUUCAGCGUGCCGGACUGGAAGACGAUGCUCAUCAUCAAGGUCCUGCGCACCCGGCUGCGCGACAUACUCAACCGCUCCUUCAAGAUGCCCGGAAAGCUCCUCCCGACGCAGCAGGAGAAGUGGCUCGAUGUCUGGCAGAAGAUCUUCAGCCAGGACUUUGGGAGGGGGUGA